AUGGUGCGACAGCUCCUGGAGAACGAGGACGCGUCGCUCCCCGGACGACCCGCCGCGGCGGGCGGGCACGUCGUCGCCACGUGCAGGGACCCCGACAACGCCACCGCGCUCCACGCGCUCAAGGCGGCAUACCCCAACAGGCUGACCGUGGUGAGGCUCGACGUCGAAGACUCCGCUUCCAUCGCGUCGGCGGCGGAGACGAUUGGAGCGGCGCACGGGCGGGUGGACGUCGUCGUGCAGACCGCGGCGGUGCUGCACGUCAAGGGGGAGAUGACGCCGGAGACCAGCAUCGCGCGCGUGGACGAGGCCGCGAUGAUGCGGUCGUUCAGGGUGAACGCGAUGGGACCCACGCUCGUCGCCAAGGCUUUCUCGCCGCUGCUGAUGGAAGCGACGGCGAGGUCCGCCGCGGACGGCUCGGGUCCCCCGGCGAUUGUGGCGAACUUGUCCGCCAGGGUGAGCUCCAUAGGCGAUAACGGGCUCGGCGGGUGGUACUCGUACAGGGCGUCCAAGACGGCGCUGAACCAGCUGACGAAGAACUGCGCCAUCGAGUUUGGGAGGAAGAAGCACCAGGUGAGCUUCAUCUUGUUGCAUCCGGGCACGGUGGACACCGACCUGUCGGCGCCGUUCAAGAAGAACGUGCCGCCGGAGAAGCUGUUCACCACGGAGUUCAGCGCGUCGGCGCUGCUGAAGAUCGUCGGGGAGAAGAACCAGUCGGACACCGGCAAGUUCUUCGCGUGGGACGGCAGCGAGAUUCAGUGGUAG
Molecule: messenger RNA, 762 nt
Organism: Micromonas commoda
Lineage: Eukaryota; Viridiplantae; Chlorophyta; Mamiellophyceae; Mamiellales; Mamiellaceae
Exons: 1
Coding region: 1-762 (253 amino acids)
Source: RefSeq, a predicted model, not a curated record